Orbicella faveolata is the source of this 640-nucleotide messenger RNA. Its product is annotated as peptidyl-prolyl cis-trans isomerase B-like. The record is from RefSeq and is a predicted model, not a curated record. Gene Ontology annotation, molecular function: peptidyl-prolyl cis-trans isomerase activity; cyclosporin A binding. Lineage: Eukaryota; Metazoa; Cnidaria; Anthozoa; Scleractinia; Merulinidae. Gene Ontology annotation, cellular component: intracellular membrane-bounded organelle; cytoplasm. Gene Ontology annotation, biological process: protein folding; protein peptidyl-prolyl isomerization.
UUCAUUUGUGACCACUCAUGAAGUAUUUACCCUGAGUCGGCCACCUGAGUCUGCACAUAAAAAGCAUCCUUGACUAAUACCAAGAAAACCUUUUAGAAACCCUCUAUUAUUGUCUGAGAAGAUCGAAUCACGUUCCCAGAGUCCUCGUUACAAGGGUAACGAGGGCUCUGGGAAUGACAUUGGAGAAGAUUGUGAGCCAAAGUGACUUCCGGUUGAAGUCGAACCCGCGCAAAGGAUCAUUCCUUCUGGUAGUAUAAGGACGUGUCUUUAUCUGUUACUGAGACUGAUUGAAUGUCUUUUCGAGCUCGCAAGAUAAUGAAAAUUACCUUAGUUAUUGCUUUUGCUAUUUGCGCCUUGGUUUUCCUUCUUCUACCCGACGAUUCUCAAGCUGGAAAAACGAAGAAAGGUCCUUUAGUUACGGAAAAGGUUUUCUUUGACAUCACACAUGGAGAUGAAAAGUUAGGAAGAGUUGUAAUUGGUCUGUUUGGGAAAACUGUACCUAAAACAACAAAGAAUUUUGCUACUUUGGCAUCAGGAGAGAAAGGAUUUGGCUACAAGGGAAGUAAAUUUCACAGGGUAAUCAAAGACUUUAUGAUUCAAGGUAAGCAGCUGAAAACCUGAGAAUGUAAGGCAAAAUAUU